AGCGGCUCGUUGUGCGCUGCGGACCGAUCGCCUCCCGCUGCCCGGGCCCGGCCGCCGCCGCCGCAGAUUUAUUGUAAAAUGUCCAAUGGUUAUGAAGAUCACAUGGCUGAAGAUUGCAGGGAUGAUAUUGGUAGGACAAAUUUAAUUGUGAACUACCUUCCUCAGAACAUGACACAGGAUGAAUUACGGAGUCUGUUCAGCAGCAUCGGCGAAGUGGAAUCUGCAAAACUUAUUCGGGACAAAGUUGCAGGACACAGCUUAGGCUACGGCUUCGUGAACUACGUAACUGCAAAAGAUGCUGAAAGAGCAAUAAACACACUGAAUGGCCUCAGACUUCAGUCAAAAACUAUCAAGGUUUCCUAUGCCCGCCCAAGCUCUGAAGUUAUCAAGGAUGCUAAUCUGUACAUCAGUGGCCUGCCCCGCUCCAUGACACAGAAGGAUGUAGAAGAUAUGUUCUCCCGCUUUGGGCGCAUCAUCAACUCACGCGUGCUCGUGGAUCAAACCACAGGUUUGUCCAGAGGGGUCGCAUUUAUCCGGUUUGACAAAAGGUCAGAAGCAGAAGAGGCAAUUACAAAUUUCAAUGGUCACAAACCCCCAGGUUCCUCCGAGCCCAUUACAGUGAAGUUUGCAGCCAACCCUAACCAGAACAAAAAUGUGGCACUGUUGUCGCAGCUGUGUCAUUCACCAGCUAGACGGUUUGGAGGGCCAGUGCAUCACCAGGCACAGAGAUUCAGGUCAGCAGAGAAUCAGGAUCUGCCACCGCCCUGCUCUUGGCAGAGAGCAGCUCGUGUACCGCUUUUAAGGGGUUUGCAAAUCACCAGUGGUACACCUCAAUUUGGGAACCCCUGGUUCUCUCCUAUGGGUGUAGAUCACAUGAGUGGGCUUUCUGGUGUAAAUGUUCCAGGAAACGCAUCUUCUGGCUGGUGUAUCUUCAUCUACAACCUUGGUCAAGAUGCUGAUGAGGGAAUCCUCUGGCAGAUGUUUGGCCCCUUUGGUGCGGUUACCAAUGUGAAAGUUAUUCGAGAUUUCAACACCAACAAGUGCAAAGGUUUUGGUUUUGUGACCAUGACAAACUAUGAAGAAGCUGCAAUGGCCAUAGCAAGUCUUAAUGGCUACCGCCUGGGGGACAAAAUCUUACAGGUUUCCUUCAAAACCAACAAGUCCCACAAAUAACUUGCUCGUGCUUUUUGUAUGGAAUAGAUAAUGGAGUGACAGAAGUUGAAACAUUUUUGUUAGUGUAAAACUCAUUUUGCGCCAAUUUUCACAAGUGUUUGUCUUAGUCUAAAUGAGAAGUGAAAAGGUUUUAUAUUCUGGGAUGCAACUGACAUGUUCAAAUGUUUGAAAUCCCACAAUGUUAGACCAAUUUUAAGUUCCUUUAAGUUAUUUCAUUUAAAACAUGUUAAAAAUCCCCUGAAAUCUUAAGUAGAUUGCAUUAACUAGACCCUCUGGAUGGUGGUAAAAUUGAAGCAUGCUUUCACUUAUGAGACUAACAUUUGUUUCAUUGAAUGUUGUUUGCAAAAACUGGAAUUUUCUGAAAAAUAUCAGGCUGAAUUCAUUGAUUUUCUUUGGGUUUAUGUUGUUCUUCCUACCCAUCCCCCUGUCCUUUUGUUCUCCCUCAGUUUCAGUAGUAUGGAAGAAAAGUUGAGAAAUACUAAUGUUUUAGUUGACAGUAAAUUGUUUGAUAAAUUAAUAUUCAUUACUCUGUGUCUAGUUGAGGAUCAGGCUUUUUAAAGUCAAGGUCUUGUAAGUAGUAGCAUGCCAGCCUAACUUUUAACACCAUUGAGGAGGUAAGUUGCACACUGAGCAGUGGCCAAGCUGUCCAAUUCACAGGUUUUAGAAAUGUGACUUUUAAAACCCACUUUGAGAGGAAUGGACCAAAGAGUUUCAGAGAAACUCCAGGAAGAUUUCAGAGUCAAAAUGAAACUCCAAAAAAGCAAGUGUGAAUAUAUGUUGCUACUUUAUCAGACUGAAUCUCUUCUGUCCAAAUAUUUAAUGCAUGGUGCACUACUUACUGGUACAUUAUAAUGCAGCAAGAUACUUACUCAUUUUCCAAGAUCAUUGUAGUUGGAAUUCCUUUGGCAGUUCUAUUUUGUAAAGAAAAACCAGUUAUAAACAUUUGAGCAUUGUAUUUCUCGCAUCCCUUCUAAUGAGUGCUAGUUUUUCUAUUUUAAUAGGAUUUUGUUUUGACAACUAGCUUUACUUACUGAACACUCAGCAGAAAAGUACUUACAACUUGCAAGUUAGAUAUUAACCAAAAAACCCCUUUGAUUUGUAGAUUUAAAGAUUAAUCCCCCAGGUUUUCUGCAGACUGCCUUGAAACUUUGAGUUGUUCUGUUUCUGUUAAUUUUCUUUUGCUUUUUUGUGUUUUUUGUUUGUUUUUACUUUUGCAUUUAAGAACAUUAAAUUUGAUUUUGUUUUGCUCAAAUUUUGUUUUGUUUUUUAUUUUCUGUUCUUUUUUUUGCUAAGUAUUGCACAAAGUGUCCAGCUUUCAGAGUGCUGUUUAAGGAACUGUAGCUCGGCUUUGAGAGAAUUUUAAUUUACUGCUUUGACAGAUGAGUAGAAGAAAAGAGUUUUGAAACAAGCACCACAAUAAAUCUGUCACAUAGAAAUGAGUGUCACAGACUGGUGUAACCCUCAGGUGUGCUUGGGUAGGAAACUGGGGAAGCUGACCAUGCCUGUACAGGUGUGUGAGCUGCUGUGCACAGCUAGAGACUUGGCUCUGGUGUUAAUGUAGGCAGGGCAGGUGUGGAAAUGAGGUCUGUGGCAGAUUAAUGCAGUGUCUCCUUGUUUUGCCUGGAUCUCUACCAGCCCCAGAGUUCAUUUCCAAACUCGAGAGGCCAGUCCAUGCUGCCUGCUCGUCUCACUCCAUCCCCAGCUGACCUUGCCUUCUGCUUGCCGCCGUUUGUCCUCUCCUUGUCCUCUCCCUGCCAUGGGGUCUGCACAGCCUGAGGGCUCCCUCAGCCUCCACAUGUGGCUGAGCUGGUGCCCAGCUCCAGGGAGGACCUGUGGCAGCUGCUGAUGUUCCUGGACCUGCCCAGGACAUAUCUAAACCCUACAGAUAGGCCUUGGCCCAGCGAGCAGCCUUCCACUGAGUUUGAGCAUGUGUGCAGUGAAUGCAGGUGGGAUUUUUCCUGUUAAAGCAUCCAACCUUGCCUCUCCUGCCAGCCUGUUCCCUCCCCAUCUCUUGAGAUGCUCGGUGGAACAGUGACUGUGACACAGCAGCCAGGCCAUUCCCAGCCCCCAGAGCUGCUCUUGGCUGUCAGAGGUUUCCUUCCACCAGUUCAUCACCAUCCAUUUACCAUGUCUAUGAUUAUUUCCUUUCUGCGUACAAGGAGAGCUUGGGAAGCUCUCUGGGCAUCCUCCCAAGUUAAAGCUGUGUAGUACAGAGAAGUUCUCUUACAUGUCCCAUCAUUGUUGAACCUGCACUGUCCUGUUCCACAGGAGUGGGCUGUAGUCAUUCCCAGUUCCUGUCAUUCUCUCUUGUUUUAUUCCAUUUAAGAUAAAUUUGCUGCUGAACUAAAAUGGGAGCUGCUAUUUAUCACAAUAUUUAGUGGGGGUUCAGACUUGCAGGAGUGACCCCUAAACAUGACUCUGUCAGUACUGGUUCCAAGCACACUGGCCAUGGCAGCAGCACAUUGCUGUGCUGCCACUUUUGAAGAACCCCCUUCUCUUGAAUGCUCUCUGGCAUCACUGUUCCUUUCUUUUUCCACUGCUUCCCUAUUUUUCCAUCUCUCAUUCUUUGCUAGGUAAGUGCAGGAUAUGGUUUUGUACUGCUACUACAACAAUCUCUUUUAGGAAAGGUCUGAUUCCAGCUUUCUUUGAUAGUUGCUUUGAUAAUUUUCAGGCAAUUGCUAUGAGCAAAGCACUGCUCCUCGAGUCAGGAAAAGAGGAAAAACUCCUGCUAUUAUCCAGAGCUGAUACCAGAAGUAGUGUAUAAUUUGUGCUAUUCUAACAGUCAGUAAAAUCUUGGCAUAAAUAGCUGAAGUCCAGAAAAAAUUGUGUAUGUAUACUGGAUGCUUUUGGUCCUAAACCAAAAUGCUUGUGCAUCCUACUAGUAAAGACCAAAAGGAAGCUUCUGGGGUUGGAAACUAAAGUCUAACAAGACAUCUACCAGGAGUUUUUCUGCCCAAAAGGCUGGAGCAACUGAUUUCCUCCUCACCCUGCUUUGAAGCUCUCACUUGAACAGACCUGUUUCAAGAGAGUUUUUGGCCUCUUAAUUCUCAGAGUGCUCAGCUUUUUCAUCCAUCCAUUUGGUGGAAGCCAGGUGUUUCUAUCAGGUGAUGCCUCUAUCAGUAAGCACUUACAGGAUCUUAGAACCAAAGGCUGUGUCAAAGCAGGGGUCUCACAUUGCUCGUUGUGAGCAAUUCUCACUGAGGUAGAGAGUUCUGGAAAGUCUUUAUUGCUGGACUGGGAUGUGCUAAUCAGAUUCUGGAGACCUGAAUUUUUUGGUCUGUGCUGUGAGAUGUGCUAGAGGAGCAGCUGAGGUGGGAGUGUUUUGGGGUCCUUUAGAGUAGGUUAAGAGUCUCUUGGGACAGCCCCUGGUGUAGGUUCUGAAGGAGCAGGUGUAAUUUCUGCUGAAAACACAGUUGUUCAUGCUGCUGUCUCAGGGUCUCAUGUGUAGAUGCUGAGGGGAGUCACUGCAUUUGCUUCUCAGAUGUCCACAUGAAUGGAAUUCACCCCAGUGCAGAACCCUGGCCAUGAGCCUCAGCACCUGUAAACCUCCUGUUAACCAUCAGCAAAUAGGGAAAUCCCACAGAAAUGUGGAAGAGGAAUCUCUGUAUGUGCUUGGUGUGAGCAGGCAAAGGCACAUGCAGAUCCUUCAGGUGAGGGGAUGGCAACACCAGAAAUCCAGACAUGAGCAGAAUCAGAACAGCUCAGUGUGUUCAGUUCUCAGUGAUUGCCUGUUAGAUGGUGUCUGUGCACUGAAGUGUUGGAUUUAUUUUAUUUUAUUCUAUUCUUCAAGCUGCAUUAUCAUAAAAUUUGGUUUACUUGAGCUGCUCCACUCUCCUGUCAGAGACUGGCCAGUGCAGUUACUGCUGCCUCCUGAGCCUUCCUCUGCCAGUCCCUGCAUCUGUUCUAGCUCUAGGACUGGGGAAGGCUUCAGGAUCCAGCUCUAAGGUGAGGGGAGAUGUCACAUCACCACAGUGGUGUGUGUGGCCACACAGCUCUUCCUUCCAUUUGCUUGGAUAUGUUUUUUGUACAUCUGUAUCAUGUGAGUAUGAAAACCAUGGAAAAUCCAGAGACAAGUCACUGGAGCAGGAUAAAUUGUCACCACAGUGAACACUGGUUGGUCAGUGUUUGGUCACUUGCCCUUGUCCAGAUGACCAAAGGCUGUUUGCAUGGAAAGGACACCUAUUUUUAUAGGGGGAUUGAACAUUGCAGUAAUGUUAUUUAUAAAAAGCAGUUAAAAAUCUUUUUUAAAAAAGUUUUUAAAAAACUUGGUAUCAUUUAUAGAAAGAAUAUCCAGCAGUCAAAACCAAAUGAUGAAUUAACAGUAAAAGUGAUCCAUUCUUUUAAGGCUGAGUUUGGAAAAUGAAUAGUCCUUGAGGUCCUUCAACAUUAGUUACAAUUCUGUGUUGCUUUAAUGUUCUGGGUCAGGUCAAUAAAGUAGAAAUUCUUCAAAUAUUUCAGGAGAUAUUUUUUUUCAGUGCAUUUUAAAUGGCAAUAACUCAAGUUCCUUUUGGAUAGUUUUAUCAUUACAUAUGUACUUUAAAAGAACAAACUCGGAGAAAGUCCCCAUGUUUACUUUUCUAACACAAUAUACAGGUCAUGUGAUAAACUGUUUAUUUAAAGUAGCUCCUCUGAUAGCUCUGCCUGCAGAAGGUUAGAGUUUGUGGGAGAUUUUUAACACACAGCUCUUGUGAGCUGCUGGUAGCCUGGUUCAAUCACAUAAACAUGGAGCAGUUUGUCUGGAGGCUGCCUCUGUCAGAAGGUCACCAUAUUUUUUAGUUCCAUAUUGAAGAAAUGUGUUCUUUUUAACUCUGUCAAUGAAGCACCUUAUUGUUCCAUUUCUAUAUUUAGGCAUCUACAAAUAGCUUUAGAGGGAAGGGACCAAAUUCACCUUUAGCAUAAAGAAACACCAACCCCUUGAGCUCUCUGAGUGGAGCUGCACUUGUGUUUUGGCUUUUUCUCAUUUGUUUUUAUUUUCCAAGAGCUGAAUUUGUCACCUGAGGUAUUUUAAUCUCUAUUUGGAAGCAGGAGAGUCUUUUUGUGCCUUCGGCAAGUUCCUCUAACGUAGCUCUGCACUUCUCAAGGUUGGCUGCUCAGCACAGUAGGAUGGAUAAAUCCAGAGCUCAAGAGGCCAGUGGCUAUUUUCUCUGAUUAUUGUAUUUAUUAUUACUGGGUUUCUCCUUACUAAUAUAAAAAAUGAAACAUGUGGAGUUCAUAAAAAGGGUCUCAGUUCCUCCCUGUCGCUCAGAAGAGGCCGUGCCUCCCUGACAAGCGGUGGAUUGAAAAUCGCCGGUCAUUCCUGAGCGGCCGCUCGUAGCUUGAGCAGGUACGGCACCAUUUCAGUGCUUGCUGUUUGCAGUAAUCUCAUGUAGUGAAACCAAACCAAGCUCAAAGUGUUGCUUUCUCAUCCUACGUGAGUUAAAAGCAGUCCAAGUCUUUAUGAUCUCUAAAGCAGAACUCGCCACCCCAUGGGUGGGUUUGACAUUCAACUCUGGAGAUUCCUUCUAGAUCACACUCGAUCCAACAGCAACAAAGGUUUAGAAAUAUUUUUCUGUUGAGUGGAGUUUUCAGCACUGAAAUUCUCUUUUGUUGCUAAUGAUGGGAAAACAGUAAUGGUAGAACUGCCACCUGAAACCUUGGAAAAUUGCUUCUGUGUUCACAUUUUAGAAUCUCAAUAUUCUCCUACUGUUGUUCCUUAUUUCUAAACAUUUUUGAGCAAGUUUUUAGUGGUAUGGCUGAACUUUUUCACUUGGUCAUUGAGAAGAAAAUGACUUGAGACAUUUGAAACAUAAGUUGGGAUAAACCUUUAUUUGAUGAGUAAUUUGAAUAAUACUGUACUUCUAGUCUUUUUAUUGAUUUCCUUUCCUUUAACUUAUGUAAUCUUUUGUUUAUAAAUUAAUCUGUUUGUGGGACAGAAGGUUUUAUCAAUUGCUUUCCAUACUGUACAGUAUAUGGUUACACAUUUUGUAUAUUUAGUGUGUUUUUAAGUUAUUGAUUUGUUUUAUAUCAAAUAAUUUAUUUUUCAGGUACCAUUUUCAUUUAAACUUUGUUUUUACAUGGGUUUACUUUAAAUAAAGUAUGACACUGCUUUCCAAAUGUCGAAAAUGAAGUUGAAUCCCAUUGUGUUAUUUUGAGAUGAUUUAUGUAAAUUAACUUAUUUUAGAAAUAACUGCAAAAAUGUACCAAGUUCAUACUUUGGUUGUGCUUCAAUUCAAGUGCUUGGAAAUUCUCUGCAAUGAUUUUUGAGCAGUUUGAAAAAAAUGAGUUUUCAUAUUGAAACAGUUCAAAGAUUUGUUGAUGAAGCAGCAGUUUUGUAGAAUCCUGUGGAUGGAGUUAUGAACAUUGUUUUCUAUAUGGAUUUUCAAAAUUAAAUGGAACAACUCAUAGAUAUUUUACACUGGUGUUAAGACUUAAAUGACAUUAUCUAUGUUAAUAGUGCAAAGGAGUUUUUGUACUUUUGCCACAUGUUCAUGGCUGGUUUUGUUGAGCACUUGUUUGGAAUAUACUUGGGAUGCUUUUACUUGAGCCCUGUUGAAGGGUGAUGUGCAUCAAAAUAGAAUUAGGCUUUUACUUAAUUGUUCAUAUUUUGUCUUUUUUUCC
Molecule: messenger RNA, 7770 nt
Organism: Zonotrichia leucophrys gambelii
Lineage: Eukaryota; Metazoa; Chordata; Aves; Passeriformes; Passerellidae
Gene: ELAVL1
Product: ELAV like RNA binding protein 1
Exons: 7
Coding region: 79-1173 (364 amino acids)
Cellular component (GO): ribonucleoprotein complex
Molecular function (GO): RNA binding
Source: RefSeq, a predicted model, not a curated record